AUGGAGCUGGAGGCGCUGCAGCUCGUGGAGUUCGCCUACAACCGGCAGCGCGGAGAGCCGCGCUACGCCCCCUUCCGACAUCGCGGCGUGCCGCCCCGCUACCCGGCGUUCGAGCUGCAGCUGCCGGUGCUGCUGCUGCCCUGGGACGACGAGCGCGGCGGCGUCAUGUGCUUCGCGCACCCCGUGCACCAGGCACCGCUCACGUCCGAGGCGGCCAAUCAGGACGAGGCGGCGCUGCUGGGCGUGUGCCGCUGCGGCGUCGUGCGCUUCGCCAAGUACUUCCAGCGCGGCCGCCUGGGCGCCGCCCCCACGUACGACGUGGCCCUCAAGGUCAUGGACAAGACGCAGCUCAAGCUGCAGCACGACGACGUGCUGAACGAGGUGCGCGUCAUGGCGCAGCUGCAGCCACCGGGCUUCGCGGGCGUCUACAACUCGCCGCACUUCUCGCAGUGGGAGUGUCUGGCGGACGAGCACAACGAGUACAUCGCCAUGGACUGGGCGGCCAAUGGCAGCCUCAUCAUGUACGCCAAGCGGCGGCUCACGGACUACAAGCGCUUCGCCGUGGAGCGGCUGGUGAACCGGAUGACGUCGCUGCCCGAGCUCGAGCAGGCGGUCAACACGUUCGUGGCCAGGGCCUGGAUGCUCGAGGCGCUGCAUAUCUUCGAAGGCGUGCUCAAGGGACUCGCCUACAUGCACGCGCAGAACGUGUGCCAUCUGGACGUGGACCCGUGCAACGUGGUGAUCGACGCCGAGUCCAACCCGAGAGUCAUCGACUUCGGUAGCUCUGAGAUCAUGACCAACAACGGACGCGCCGGAGCGGACGACCGACUGAUCAAGUUCAAGCCGCUCUAUGUGGCGGACGAGGUCAGGGCGCAUAACCAGCACCCGUCACCAAGACCCGGGUUCUUGGGAGCUCCAGCAGAUAUGUGGUCAGCUGGCGUGUUGCUGUACCAGUUGCUGUGUUUUGGAUACCCCAAGGGCCACUUGGCGCUCGUGUGUGACACGAACUGGGCCACGAACCUGCUCGCUCACGCGAACCAGCCUGGCUACAACUCGUGUCUCGGCCAGGAAGGCUGCCUCAUUUGCUUCCGCCACAUCGAGUUCCGGCCCCUAAUUUAUGAAAUCUUCCGCGGCUUGCUGCUCGCGGACCACCCGACCGAGCGGCUGACGGCUGUGGCGACUGCUAACCUGCUUCAGCCGCUGCUCGUCGACUACGACGUCGACUUUAAUCGCCGCUCACAAGCUGUACUAAACUCGCUCGGAUGA
Messenger RNA from Phytophthora sojae, 1266 nucleotides. RefSeq lists its product as hypothetical. Gene Ontology annotation, biological process: intracellular signal transduction; protein phosphorylation. Bases 1 to 1266 code for a protein of 421 amino acids. NCBI's taxonomy places the organism in Eukaryota, Oomycota, Peronosporomycetes, Peronosporales, Peronosporaceae. Gene Ontology annotation, molecular function: protein serine/threonine kinase activity; ATP binding. The record is from RefSeq and is a predicted model, not a curated record. The transcript is spliced from 2 exons.